Messenger RNA from Anopheles arabiensis, 463 nucleotides. RefSeq lists its product as uncharacterized. The record is from RefSeq and is a predicted model, not a curated record. The transcript is spliced from 2 exons. Lineage: Eukaryota; Metazoa; Arthropoda; Insecta; Diptera; Culicidae. The coding region runs from base 121 to 354 and encodes 77 amino acids.
UUCAAACAGCUGCAUCUAUAAACCGUGCUAUGGCUGUGCAAUGAGUGGAAAUUGCUAUAAAAUCAGUUUCCUACUAUCUGCUCCAACCACAUAUAAUUGUUUAGCACUAGAGAGACCACAAUGAAGCUUUAUUCUGGAUAUCGAUUGAUGGUACUGGUGGUGGUGAUAGUUUGCAGCCUGCUGUUCUUCAUUGCCCCAACAGGAGCUGAUCCACUUCCGGGCGAAACCCAACGAACCCUGGGUUACAGGGGAAAUGACAAAAGAGCGACCCCACCGAUGCACUCGCUUGGCUCGGGUGCCAGGAUGGCAAUGACCGGAGGGGGCAUCCUUGGUGGCAUAUUUUCCGCUCUUUAAGUAAAAACACACACACACACAUACACUUGAAAACAAAAUGUACACUGGAAGAUUGAGAGCGAACGAGCUGAUUGAAGAACAAAUAAAGCUACGUAUUGGGUGUUUUAGA